Molecule: messenger RNA, 237 nt
Organism: Cryptococcus amylolentus CBS 6039
Lineage: Eukaryota; Fungi; Basidiomycota; Tremellomycetes; Tremellales; Cryptococcaceae
Exons: 3
Coding region: 1-237 (78 amino acids)
Source: RefSeq, a predicted model, not a curated record
AUGUCUUCUACCUUGGCCCCGGACCAGAUUGAGGCAGCCGCCAAAGCUUUUGUAACCUCUCACAAUGACCUCAACUUGGGUGUCUUCAUCAUGGCAUUGAUGAACAAGGUCAUCGCCGUAAUCGCCACCGUCUCCAGCUUGGCUGCCUCUCUGUUUUUCAUAGGUAACUCGUUCGAGCUAUUCGUAUAUGGCUUCGGUACCUAUGCCAAGUUUGUGGCUGUCAAUUCGUUGUCUUAG